Rubroshorea leprosula is the source of this 2155-nucleotide messenger RNA. The record is from the annotation of a GenBank genome assembly. NCBI's taxonomy places the organism in Eukaryota, Viridiplantae, Streptophyta, Magnoliopsida, Malvales, Dipterocarpaceae.
GUAUCGUGUCUCUGUGGUGUUUGUUUCUGACUGAAUGUCCGUACAUGGCGCCGCAAACUAGAAGAACGUCGUUUCCGAAGGUUCUUAUUGAGAGAGACACAGACUCUGAGCGAAGUUCCUCGGACGAAGAAGAGGAGGGAGAAGAGGAGCCACAAUCAGAAGAAGAAGAUGAUGGUGAUGAAGAAGAAGAAGAAGAAACAGCCUUGGAGAAUGAAAAUAGAAAGGCCUACGAAGAGGCUAGUGAUGCCAAGAAGAAAGGGAAAGCACCCAUUACUAUCAGUCUCAAGAAAGUCUGCAAAGUUUGCAAAAAGGCGGGUCACGAGGCGGGCUUUAAGGGCGCGACGUAUAUUGAUUGCCCGAUGAAACCCUGCUUCCUCUGCAAAAUGCCUGGCCACACUACGAUGUCUUGUCCUCAUAGAGUUGUUACAGAACAUGGGGUCAUCCCAGCACCCCAUAGGGAUAUCCAGAACCCUGUGGAAUUUGUAUUUGGACGUCAACUUAAACCAAGAAUCACUCGUUUCAAGCCAGCUUAUGUGAUCCCAGAUCAAGUGCAUUGUGCAGCUAUCAGAUACCACAGUAGACGGGUAACGUGUUUGGAAUUCCACCCUACAAACAAUAAUAUCCUUUUAUCUGGAGAUAAGAAAGGACAACUCGGAGUCUGGGAUUUUGCUAAAGUACAUGAAAAGACAGUUUAUGGAAACAUUCACUCUUGUAUACUCAAUAAUAUGAGGUUCAGCCCUGCAAAUGAUGGAACAAUAUAUGCUGCAUCCUCAGAUGGAACUAUAAGUUGCACAGACUUGGAAACUGGAAUGUCAUCAUCUUUGAUGAAUCUUAACCCAGAUGGAUGGCAGGGCCCAAGCACCUGGAGGAUGCUUUAUGGCAUGGAAAUCAACUCAGAAAAAUGUGUUGUGCUUGUAGCUGACAACUUUGGUUUUCUUUAUUUGGUGGAUUCUCGCUCAAAUAUCCAAACUGGGGAACCAAUUUUGAUACACAAGAAAGGUAGCAAAGUUGUUGGUCUACACUGUAAUCCUGUUCAACCAGAUCUUCUCUUGAGUUGUGGAAAUGAUCAUUUUGCUCGUAUGUGGGAUAUGCGUCGACUACAAGCUGCAUCUUCUCUUUACAACCUUGAGCACAGACGUGUAGUUAACUCUGCAUAUUUCUCUCCACUGUCAGGCAGCAAAAUUCUUACUACAUCUCAGGAUAACCGUCUUCGUGUAUGGGAUUCUAUCUUUGGCAAUUUGGAGUCACCAAGCCGAGAGAUUGUACAUAGUCAUGACUUCAAUCGACAUUUAACUCCAUUUCGAGCUGAAUGGGAUCCUAAGGAUUCCUCUGAAUCCCUUGCUGUUGUUGGCCGCUAUAUAAGUGAAAACUAUCAUGGGACUGCCUUGCACCCCAUUGAUUUUAUAGACAUUAGUACUGGGCAACUAGUAGCCGAGGUUAUGGAUCCAAAUAUUACAACAAUAAGUCCAGUGAACAAACUGCAUCCGCGAGAUGAUGUUUUGGCAUCUGGUAGUUCAAGGUCUCUCUUUAUAUGGAGGCCAAAGGAGAAGUUUGAAGUGGCAGAACAGAUGGAUUCAAGGAAGAUUGUUGUAUUUGGAGGUCAGGAGAAGAAGCGUGGUGGAAAGUCCCAGGAUGGAUAUGAUGAUGAUUCUGAUGAUGACACAAACAACUUAAAGGGCAAGAAUGUUAAGCUGCUCAAAAAGUCUGGAAAGCGAACGAGUCGCUAUGGUCACAAGGCAAAACGCUAAGAAACAUACGUGCUUCUAGAGUUCCAAAUUCCGAUAACAAGUGCCUCCACCUUUUUGAAGCCUUAAGGAAUUUUGGUUGUUUUGCCAUAACCGGUUGUGAUGUUAACUCUCAUUUUGAUGAUGGUGGGAACUGGGAAGCAGUCUAUCAUAAAAUUAAGGUGGAUAUAUGUCUUUCUGGAAUCAAUCUAUCAUGAUCAUAUAUGUGUGAUUGUUCAUAAUCUUUUGACAUCAAGUUGAUGUCAUGCAGCACUGCCCCCAUGUGGAGUGGCGGUCAUGCUUCUUUAAAGUGAGAAAUAGGUGGAACGCACCCAGUUUUCAGGUCGAGUCUCAGAUUCGACUUUUCUUGAACAUAUCCUAAUCUAACAUUGUAAUUUCUUUUGUCAAAAAAAUAAAAUAAAAUUGAUGUC